Setaria italica (foxtail millet) is the source of this 6424-nucleotide messenger RNA. RefSeq names its product guanine nucleotide exchange factor SPIKE 1. Bases 141 to 6044 code for a protein of 1967 amino acids. NCBI's taxonomy places the organism in Eukaryota, Viridiplantae, Streptophyta, Magnoliopsida, Poales, Poaceae. Gene Ontology annotation, biological process: small GTPase-mediated signal transduction; positive regulation of GTPase activity. The record is from RefSeq and is a predicted model, not a curated record. The transcript has 29 exons. Gene Ontology annotation, molecular function: guanyl-nucleotide exchange factor activity.
CACUAAAAAAACACUCGCUCGCCCAACUCCACCUGCUUCCUUCGCUUCCCCUUCAUCCCCACUCCACCAAACCCUCGGCGUCGGGGGGGAGCAGAGCAGAGCACAGCGGAGCAGGAGGUGGCGAGCGGAAGCAAUGGCCAAUGAGUGGCGGUGGUGGUGGUAGCGCCCUCCUCGCCUUUUCUCCCCGCCCUCUCGCCCUCUGGUUGGUGCAGCGGGUGGGAGUGGGGGGAACUUGCGCUGCCCCCGUCGCUUCACGGGCACGCCUCCCUCGCUCGGAUCUGGGCCGCGCGCGCGAGAUCCUGAGCUUCGGGUUCGAGACUUCCCUUGCUCCCGUUGGGGAUUUUUUUCAGGUGACGGCGAUGGAGCCCGCGGCGGCUGCUGCGGGAGAAGGGCAGCGGUUCAAGCGGAUUCCGCGGCAGGCGUGGUCGGGGAACCUGGAGCUGGAUCCACUGCUCAAUGAAAACUUAGAUCAGUGGCCACAUCUAAAUGAGCUGGUACAGUGCUACAAGGCUGAUUUUGUGAAGGAUGAUGGCAAAUAUGGACGAUACGAGAGUGUUGCACCACCUUCUUUCCAGAAUCAAAUUUUCGAGGGACCUGAUACUGACAUAGAAACAGAGUUGCAGCUUUGCAACGUUAGGCAUUCCAAGCCUGAGGAUGCUACUGAAGACGAUACACCAAGCACCUCAGGGAGGCAAAUAUAUGAAACCGAACCAUCUGCUUCAUCUUCAAAAGUGCACUGUAGUCUGUCACCGCUGCCAGCAUAUGAGCCUGCGUAUGAUUGGGAGAAUGAGAGGUCUUUGAUAUUUGGCCAAAGGGUGCCAGAAAGUCUCCCUGCAAUUAACAACAGUGGCUUGAAGAUAACUGUCAAGGUACUAUCUUUGUCAUUCCAAGCUGGAUUAAUUGAGCCUUUCAGUGGAACGAUUUGCUUGUACAAUAGAGAUAGAAGAGAAAAACUGUCGGAAGACUUCUACUUUCACAUACUUCCAACAGAUAUGCAGGAUGCUCAAAUUUCCUUGGAUCGUCGAGGCGUUUUCUCAUUGGAUGCCCCUUCACCAUCAGUCUGCCUCUUGAUUCAAUUAGAAAAAGCUGCUACUGAAGAAGGGGGAGUAACACCUUCUGUUUAUUCUCGUAAAGAGCCUGUGCACUUAACUGAGAAAGAGAAGCAAAAACUGCAAGUCUGGUCUCGAAUCAUGUCUUAUAAAGAGUCAUUUGCAUGGGCUAUGAUUCCUCUGUUUGAAGGCAACCAUGCUGGUGGUCUUGGUGAUGCUGCUUCUCCUAGCAGUCCUUUAGCACCGAGUAUAUCAGGAUCCAGUUCUCAAGAUAGUAUUGUGGACCCUAUUUCAAAGCUUACUUUAGAUGGAAAACUCAACCAUUACUCAAGUGGAAGCUCAGUUAUUGUAGAGAUAUCAAACUUAAACAAAGUGAAGGAAAGCUAUAUAGAGGACUCCCUCCAGGAUCCAAAACGCAAAGUACAUAAACCGGUGAAAGGUGUACUGAGAUUAGAAGUGGAAAAACUUCAUGAUGGCCACCAUGAUGCGGAUAAUGUUUCUGAAGGUGGAAGCAUGGCCAAUGAUUUGAAUGAUGCUGGUGACCUCAGUAAUGGCAGAUGCAACAGGAGUAGCUUUGAUGGGAUCCGCAGUUCUGUGAAUUCUAGUGGCGCUGCCCAGAAAGAUGCUCAUCACAACGGUAAAAUUUCUAGUUGUGAGAACAGUGACAGUUUUCAAGCUUUUGACUUCCGGAUGAUGACCCGAAGCGAACCAUUUUCACAACUUUUUCAUUGUCUCUAUGUGUACCCGUUGACUGUUAGCUUGAGCCGCAAAAGAAACCUAUUUGUAAGAGUGGAACUGAGAAAGGAUGAUUCUGACAUCCGUAAGCCUCCAUUGGAGGCUGUUCAUCCUAGGGAGCGGAACACAAUGCUACAGAAGUGGGGCCAUACGCAGAUUGCUGUUGGAACAAGAAUGGCUUCGUACCAUGAUGAACUUAAAAUCAGUCUGCCUGCUCUUUUGACACCCCAACAUCAUCUUGUGUUCACAUUUUUCCAUGUAGAUCUCCAAAUGAAACUUGAAGCACCGAAACCAGUGAUUGUUGGAUAUUCUGUACUUCCACUUUCGACACAUAUUCAGUUACUUUCGGAUGUAUCCUUGCCAAUUUUGAGAGAGCUUGUCCCACAUUACCUGCAAGAAAGUGGAAAGGAGAGAAUGGACUACCUGGAGGACGGAAAAACUGUUUUCAGGCUGCGUUUAAGGCUCUGCUCGUCACUGUUUCCAGUUAAUGAAAGGAUAAGGGACUUUUUUGUCGAGUAUGACCGCCAUACCCUACAUACAAGUCCCCCUUGGGGUUCUGAGCUUCUUGAGGCCAUAAAUAGUUUGAAGAACGUCGAAUCUACUGCAUUGUUACAAUUUCUGCAACCGAUACUCAAUAUGCUGCUGCAUCUUAUUGGUGAUGGCGGUGAGACCCUUCAGGUUGCUGCAUUUCGAGCCAUGGUUAACAUUUUAACCCGGGUACAGCAGGAGUCAUCAGAUGGGGCUGAGAGAAAUAGAUUUCUUAUUAACUAUGUUGAUUAUGCUUUCGAUGACUUUGGUGAUCGGCAAGCACCUGUGUAUCCUGGUCUGUCUACUGUGUGGGGAAGUCUUGCUCGGAGUAAGGCUAAAGGUUAUAGAGUUGGUCCUGUAUAUGAUGAUGUAUUGGCAAUGGCUUGGUUUUUUCUGGAGCUUAUUGUAAAAUCAAUGGGAUUGGAACAAAGUCGUCUCUUCUACCACAACCUUCCACUAGGUGAAGAUGUCCCACCACUACAAUUGAAAGAAGGUGUCUUCAGGUGCAUCAUGCAACUCUUUGAUUGCCUUCUAACUGAGGUUCAUGAGCGCUGUAAAAAGGGUUUAAGCUUGGCAAAGCGCUUGAACAGCACGCUUGCUUUCUUUUGCUAUGAUCUUUUAUCAAUUAUUGAACCUCGCCAAGUUUUUGAGCUGGUUUCAUUGUAUAUGGACAAGUUUGCCGGAGUUUGUCAAUCAGUUCUCCAUGACUGCAAAUUGACAUUCCUGCAGAUAAUAUGCGACCAUGAUCUAUUUGUUGAGAUGCCUGGGCGGGAUCCCUCCGAUAGAAACUAUCUCUCGUCAGUUCUUAUUCAAGAGAUAUUUCUCACCUUGGACCACGAUGAUUUGUCUCAACGAGCGAAGGCUGCUCGAAUUUUAGUUGUCCUUAUAUGCAAGCAUGAAUUUGAUGCACGUUAUCAAAAAAGCGAAGACAAGCUGUACAUUGCUCAGUUGUAUUUUCCUCUUAUAGGGCAGAUCCUUGAUGAGAUGCCUGUUUUCUAUAAUCUGAAUGCUGUUGAAAAGCGUGAGGUGCUAGUUGUCAUUUUGCAAAUUGUGAGGAACUUGGAUGAUGCAACUCUUAUCAAAGCAUGGCAACAAAGCAUUGCUAGAACCAGAUUGUUCUUCAAACUUCUUGAAGAAUGUAUAACCCAUUUUGAGCACAACAAAACUGGAGACAGCAUGCUACUUGGUGCUAGUUCUCGGAGCCCUGAUGUUGAACGUCCAGCAUCCCCAAAGUACUCAGAACGAUUAUCCCCAUCAGUUAAUGCAUAUUUGUCAGAGGCUUCAAGGCAUGAAAUAAGGCCUCAAGGAACACCAGAAAACGGAUACAUGUGGAACAGGGUUAGCCCUCAGCUAAGUUCCCCUAAUCAACCCUAUUCAUUGAGGGAAGCACUCGCUCAAGCGCAAUCUUCAAGAAUUGGGUCAACCGCCAGGGCAUUGAGAGAGUCUCUACAUCCAGUACUAAGACAAAAAUUGGUAUGUUUUAUGUAUACAAUAAUCUGUGUUGUUGUGGGUUGUGUCUUUCUCUCUAACAUGAAAAAAUUCCUACAGGAACUUUGGGAAGAAAAUCUCAGUACUGCUGUGAGCCUGGAAGUGUUAGGAAUAACCGAGAAGUUUUCAGUCGCUGCAGGCACUCGAAGCAUUACUACUGAUUAUGCUAAGUUAGAUUGUGUAACAUCAAUCUUGAUGGGUCUUUUGUCUAGGAGCCAGCCCUUGGCCUUUUGGAAAGCUUUCCUUCCUGUGGUUUAUAAUAUAUUUAAUCUCCAUGGCGCAACACUUAUGGCAAGGGAGAAUGAUCGCUUCUUGAAGCAAAUUGCUUUUCAUCUUUUGCGGCUUGCUGUUUUCCGAAAUGAUUCGAUUAGAAAAAGGGCUGUUGUUGGGUUGCAGAUUCUUGUUAGGAACUCGUUCAACUAUUUCAAGAACACUACGAGGCUGAGGGUCAUGUUGACGAUUACUUUGUCAGAAUUGAUGUCCGAUGUGCAAGUGACUCAGAUGAAAUCUGAUGGUUCUCUUGAAGAAAGUGGCGAAGCACGUCGCCUUAGGAAAUCUCUGGAGGAAAUGGCUGAUGUUAGAAGCAAGGAUCUAUUAAAAGAUUGCGGCCUCCCUGUUACUGCAUUGGAGGCUGCUCCUGAAGGUUCCAAUGAUAAUAGGUGGUCUUGGGUAGAGGUGAAGCAUCUGUCUAAAUGUCUUGUCCAGGCCCUUGAUGCUGGUCUGGAACACGCCCUCUUGGGUUCUGUAGUGAAUGUGGACAGGUAUGCGGCUGCCGAGGGUUUCUAUAAGCUAGCUAUGGCUUAUGCGCCUGUUCCAGAUCUUCACAUUAUGUGGUUGCUACACCUGUGUGAUGCACACCAGGAGAUGCAAUCAUGGGCUGAAGCAGCACAAUGUGCAGUUGCUGUAGCUGGUGUGAUCAUGCAGGUUGUGAUCUUUGCUCCAGCACUUCAUUUUAUUUCAGUAAUCUUGAAAUGCCAUGUAUGGUGUUUUGUAACUUAUGAAACUUUCUUACAGGCACUUGUUGGAAGGAAUGAUGCUGUGUGGAGCAAGGAGCAUGUUGCUUCACUGCGUAAGAUUUGCCCUAUCGUGAGCACUGAUGUGAGCGCAGAAGUGUCUGCAGCUGAAGUUGAGGGAUAUGGUGCAUCCAAACUAACAGUGGAUUCAGCUGUCAAGUAUCUUCAACUUGCCAACAAACUCUUUGCACAAGCUGAGCUCUACCAUUUUUGUGCAAGCAUCCAGGAACUCAUCAUUCCUGUGUAUAAGAGUAGAAGGUCUUACGGACAGCUAGCCAAAUGCCAUACAUCACUCACAAACAUCUAUGAGUCAAUUCUUGAGCAGGAGGCCAGUCCUAUACCAUUUAUUGAUGCCACGUACUACCGAGUUGGUUUUUACGGUGAGCGUUUUGGUAAGCUCAAUAAAAAGGAGUAUGUGUUUAGGGAGCCACGGGAUGUACGUCUUGGUGACAUUAUGGAGAAACUUAGUCAUACAUAUGAGGCUAAAAUGGACGGCAAUCACACCUUACACAUCAUUCCAGACUCAAGACAAGUCAAUGCUGAUGAGUUGCAACCUGGUGUCUGCUAUUUACAGAUCACUGCUGUUGAUCCUGUGAUGGAGGAUGAGGACUUGGGUAGCAGGAGGGAAAGGAUUUUUUCUUUAUCUACUGGUACUGUACGUGCACGUGUGUUUGACCGUUUUCUUUUUGACACACCAUUCACAAAGAAUGGAAAAACACAAGGUGGCUUAGAAGACCAGUGGAAGAGACGCACAGUGCUUCAGACAGAGGGUUCAUUUCCUGCUUUAGUGAACCGCCUGCUAGUUACCAAAUCUGAAUCUCUGGAGUUCUCGCCUGUUGAGAAUGCGAUUGGAAUGAUUGAAACAAGGACAGCCGCAUUGAGAAAUGAACUAGAAGAACCACGGAGCUCUGAAGGUGAUCAACUACCAAGGCUUCAAAGCUUGCAAAGGAUACUCCAAGGAAGUGUGGCUGUUCAGGUCAACAGUGGAGUAUUAAGUGUGUGCACAGCAUUCUUAUCUGGUGAGCCUGCGACUAGGCUCCGAUCACAAGAACUGCAGCAGCUCAUCGCUGCAUUGCUUGAAUUCAUGGCUGUCUGCAAGCGCGCAAUCCGUGUGCAUUUCAGAUUGAUAGGCGAAGAAGACCAGGAAUUCCACACCCAACUCGUCAAUGGGUUCCAGUCACUCACCGCUGAGCUGUCUCACUAUAUCCCUGCUAUACUCUCGGAGCUAUGAUAGUACUGUAGCAAGCUGGAAGUUAGGUAGCACGUGAAUGGUUGUUCAUUCUUUCAGUCGUCGGUCCCCACCAAAUGUCCAUAUUUCCGUUAGCUUUGGUUGUAUAGUUAACUAGCCUUUUGCUCUGCACCGUUUUGACGUACGGAGUCCCGAUUUUGGAGUGUAAAGUAUGUGUAAUCCUUAGUGUUACGUGUAUGUCACCGUGGUGUUUGUUGCAGUUUGCUCACUGUACUAGCAACGAGGACAAUUACGCUAGUCUUCUGGAGUGAAAUAUGGUGCCUGGUGUUUUUUUUUUAUCUUUUGUUUUCUUGUGGAAAUUAGCGUGCUUCCCAACAAUUUAUCUGUGCGCAAUGUGUUAUUUGAGUUGCCUGUUUGUAUAA